Messenger RNA from Hemibagrus wyckioides, 4213 nucleotides. It is a transcript of the gene treh, whose product is annotated as trehalase (brush-border membrane glycoprotein). Lineage: Eukaryota; Metazoa; Chordata; Actinopteri; Siluriformes; Bagridae. The coding region runs from base 96 to 1841 and encodes 581 amino acids. Gene Ontology annotation, molecular function: alpha,alpha-trehalase activity. Gene Ontology annotation, biological process: trehalose catabolic process. The transcript has 15 exons. The record is from RefSeq and is a predicted model, not a curated record.
AGAUAAUUUUAGAUAAGCUGUUCUUGGCUACUCCAUAGAAUCACACUGCAGACACUCUUGAAAGAUUCUAGCUUCUGGCUGAAGAGUUUACGAGAAUGUUCUGGCUGUGUGGGGGAAUCACAUUUCUUUUAUUAUAUCAUGGAGCUGCUCUUCUCCCACCUUGUGACAGUGAGAUCUACUGCACGGGGGAGCUUUUAAGACAGGUACAGUUGGCCAAACUUUUUGACGACAACAAGGCCUUUGUAGAUAUGAAAUUGAAUGCAGCACCUGAUAUUGUUUUAGAUGCCUUCUCCAACCUAACAAAAAGGUUUCCAAAUGGAACUGUUCCUCCAUCAGAUCUACAAGUGUUUGUGAAUACGUACUUUGCAAAUAGUGGUAAAGAGUUUGAGCCGUGGAGUCCUCCAGACUGGCAUGACAAGCCAAAGUUGUUAUCCAAGAUCUCCGACCAAAAUCUUCGCAGCUGGGCUGAGGAGUUGCACGGUUUGUGGAAAUCACUUGGCCGAAAGGUCAGUAACGAUGUGAGAGACAAUCCACAAAUGUAUUCUAUGAUAUACUGCCCAUAUCCCGGGAUUGUACCAGGUGGACGCUUCACUGAGUUUUACUACUGGGAUUCAUAUUGGGUGAUAAAUGGUCUCAUAUUAUCUGAGAUGGUGCAAACAGCCAAGGGAAUGAUUGAAAACUUCCUACACAUGGUGAAGCGGUAUGGUUUUGUACCAAAUGGAGGGAGAAUAUACUAUGAGCGACGCAGCCAGCCACCCUUCCUACCUCUAAUGAUGGAGAGUUACUAUGAGGCCUCUAAGGACAAAGAAUUUCUCAGGAUGGCUUUACCACUGUUGGAAAAUGAGUACCGUUUUUGGAUGGAGAACCGCUCCGUUGCAGUGGAAGUGAACAGUGUCAAGCACAUCAUGAAUCGUUAUUAUGUACAAGUUGGCCAGCCCAGGCCAGAAUCAUAUGCACAUGAUGCAGAGCUGGCAGAGGGUUUACCUGCAGAGGCUCAGGAGAAGCUGUGGACAGAACUGAAAGCAGCAGCUGAGUCUGGUUGGGAUUUUUCCUCACGCUGGUACAUUAACAACUUGGGCCAAAACAGUGGCUCAUUUAGGGACACUAAGACGAGCUUCAUCGUGCCUGUUGAACUCAAUGCUCUCAUUUGCCGUAAUGAGCAAGUACUGGCCACCUUUCACAGAAUUCUGGGUAAUGAGGAAAAAGCACGUGUAUAUGACACUGCAGUCUCUUCCAGGCUGAAGGCUAUAGAGAGUGUUUUAUGGGACACAAAGCAGGGAGCAUGGUUUGAUUAUAAUUUGUUGAGUAGCACUAGGAAUUCAGCCUUUUAUCCGACUAACCUAAGUCCUCUCUGGGCACAUUGUUAUUCUCAGCCUGAGAUGGGACAGCAGGCACUACAGUAUCUCAGAGGGAGUGGUGGUCUGGACUACCCCAAUGGUGUUCCCACCUCUUUGAGUCAGAGUGGCCAGCAAUGGGAUAUGCCUAAUGCCUGGCCUCCACUCCAGCACAUGCUCAUAGAGGGUCUGUCACAGCUUGACUUGAUAGAUGCCAAAGAUCUUGCCUCUGAUUUGGCUCAACGGUGGAUUCAGUCAAAUUGGCUGGCUUAUGUUAAAUAUGACGCUAUGUUUGAAAAGUAUGAUGUCAGUGGAGAUGGCAAACCCGGAGGAGGUGGUGAAUAUGAAGUUCAGCUGGGGUUUGGAUGGACCAAUGGUGUUGCUCUACAGCUGCUGGACAAGUAUGGGAAUAGUCUGAGCUCUGGGGGAAGUGCCCUAGGUGCUGGCUUUCUGAAUGGACUAAUUUACCCAGUUGUAUAUACCAUGGUUUACUAUGCACCAUUCUGAUAAUUAUAUUUGGAAAAAGGGCAUCUUGAAUAAUAGAAUUUUAGAAUUCCAUGCAAGUCAAAAUGCAAAAUGAAAGUCAAUUUCAGUAACCCUACUGUAUUAGGACUACAAGAUAUUUUUUUUUUUAUAACUCAUCUUAUAGCAAUUCAACUGUUCUGUGAUCUAAAUAAGUGUAAAUACACUAAGUAAAAUGGUCCCAGCUUUUGUGAUACAUCUUGUGGAUACAUUUAAAAAAAAGUUUUUGUUUUAACCCAGAAAGCAUUUACACGGUUGUUUGUUCUUAGCUAGACAUCGGUUAGGCAUGUUGAUUAUUUUGUUUUCUUCACUUUGAAAGGUGUAGUGAUCAGUUUAUAAUAAUAAGUAAAAACGUUUAAGAUAAUAAUAAGUAAAAGUUUAAGAUACGUUUAUUAUGGCUGUAGGUGAAAUUACACUGUGUCCAUACCUUUGGCAGAAAUAAUGCUUUAUGUGUAAGCCAUAGAUGUCACAGUUUUGACCAGUGCUGCCACAUAAACAUUUAUGGUAGGCCAAAAUGAAAUGGGUCUAGCUGAGUCUAUAAAACUCCAAAAUAUUGUUUAUAGCGCAAGGGGUUCAUGCCUAGUGAUUCACAUCUUAGUGAGAAAACUUGCCUGCAUACAGCCACACAAUAAAGCACAUGCACUCACAAGAUUGUAUAAUCACUGUUCACUUUAUUAGGAACACCUGCACAUUCUGCAGUUAUCUUAUCAGCCAAUCAUGCAGCAGCAGCAGCACAAUUAAAAACUAUUAAAAAAUUAAAAACUAUAUGCAGAUAUAAGUCAACAGCUUCUGAUCAUUUUCAAUCAUUAUAAUGAAAAAAAAUGUGAUCUCUGUGCCUUUGAUUGUAGCAUGUUUGUUGGUUGGAGUAAGUCAUUUUUUUCCAACCUUUUUCUUUGUUGUUUUUGUUUAUUUCACAACAAAAGACAGUACUUUGUAGACAAAACAACAAAUACAAGAACAAAUGAUGUGUACAGUGUGUGUGUUUGUUUGCUUAAGUGCACCAGGGUAAUGGGUAGAGGGGUUGUUUUUGGAAAAGAGAAAGAAGGGAGCAAAGAGGGAGGAUACAGAAGAAGGGCAAAAAAUUUUUUAAUUAAAUUAAAAAAGAAAGGAAGUAAGGAGAGCAAGAGGGAGAAAAGAAAACAGGAAGAAAGAAGAAAAUCAAUCAAUCAAUCAAUCAAUCAAUCAAUCAAUCAAUCAAUCAAUCCCUACAGGUGAGGGCUGGCCCAAUCGCUUGUUCCCCUCCUAAACAGCUCCCCAACCAGCCAGGAGGGAGCUUGUUUAUUCGGGCAAAACAGUCAUGAAAUGCGGUGGUGGCCAACACUGAAACCCCUUCUGUCCCACCCAUAGCGAUACCCCAGGGUGCCCAAAGACAGGCCGGAAUAUCAACAUCAACCCCCUCCAAUCAGUUUAGGUGGGGGAGAGAAAAAUAAAUAAAUUAAUAAAUUAAAAAAAAAAUUCUAACCUUCAACUGUGCCCACGAUAGCCUCCAGUUUUUCAGGAGUACAAUCUGAUGUUGUCUUUUGCAGUUGUAGCUGAUCCGCCUCAAUGUUUGAUUUGUGUACAUUCUGAGAGCAGAUUUUCUGCUCACUACUGUAAAGAGUGCUUAUAUAAGUUACUAUAGACUUCCUGCCACCUCUUUCUCUUCUCUUCAACAAGGCGUUUCAGCCUGCACACAAUGUUUUUUGUUUUUCACACCAUUUGGUGUAAAUCCAAGAGACUGUUGCGAUUGAAAAUUCCAAGAGCUGAAAACGCAAACCAGCCCAUCUGACACCAACAAGCAUGCCAUUGUUAAACUUUCUGAUGUUUGAUGUGUGCCUGAGCUAUUGACCUUCAUGUGCAUGGUUUUAUGCAUUGUGCUGCCACCACAUGAUUGGCUGAUUAGAUAACUGCAUAAAUGAGCAGUUCUACAGUUGUUUUUGUACAGUUGCUCCAGUCAGUAUAUCUAAAAUGCAAAGCUGCAAUGCAAUAAGCAGGCAAUCUCUAUUGCUUUUUUCUCUAGUAGGGACUAUGCUUCGGUCAGUAAAGACUUUGUGGACUUGUGUUGUUGGCCCUCCUUGAUCCCUUAUGUGUUUUUCCAUCUGUCUGUUUGUGCUAUUGCUGCCAUCUGAGUCUUUUUUCCACUGUUUGUAUUAAAGUUGCAUCCCAUAUUUAUGCAAUGUUCUAUGAAGUUUGCAAUACACAUUCGCUUUUUGAAUCAGAAUGUCCACUUUAUAUUCAGCUGCUGGAUGGUUGUGAGUUCAAAUUCAAGCAAUGCCAAGCAGCCACUGUUGGGUUUUUGAUCAAGAACUGUACCCUUCAUAUGCUUAUUGUAUACAGUGAGGGAAAAAAUUAUUUGAUCCCCUGCUGAUUUUGUAUGU